GGGAUCCAUCCAUAUAUUCUGGACACUUAUCAACCACCUAUAGAGGUAAGCGAAUGGUACGGCUGCCGAUACGACUGUCCAGCAAGAUAUCAAUUGAGAGUUAAAUUAUUUCGUAAUGACAAUAAAAUGAUAGAUGAAUUUCUAUUUAGAGAUGUUCUAGAAGGAGAGAAACAGAAUCAAUGGCUGAAGAUUACACACGUAUUUAAGAAUUAUGGACCUGGUCUUAGACGGAUUACCUUCGAGCACAGUGGAAAGGAUAGAUCAUUCUGGGCAGGACAUUACGGCAGUAAAAUGGCUGGGGCAUGUGUUUGUGUGAAAAGUCCCAAGCAUAUGAUGGGACAGUUCAGUGCCACUCCUUCGAGUUCUCGCGUGAUGUUCGACGAGGAGGACAACAACGGUUUGGUGCUCUGUGACAAGUACCUGCCGGUCGAAGUGCUGAUAGAGAUAUUUUGCCACGUCGACUGCAAGACCCUGUUGAGGUGCCAGUUGGUGUGCAAACGCUGGAAGAUGCUGAUGAACCACGUCUGGCACAAGAAGACCGAAUGGACGCUGGGCAAACCGUUCCCGUGGAACGAUAAGAUGCCCUGGACAGUAUAUUAUCUCGCAUGCACGAAGAAGCCGUACGAGAGGAACCUGGUGAAGAAUCAUUCCGGCGAUGAAAAGUCUUUCCGUCACUGGGAUAUAAGUUACAACGGCGGUCAUCGUUGGACGGUCGAAAAACCACCUGCCGGCAUGCCGGAACUGCCGCAAACUGAACCGUUGUUCAAAGACAGACAGACCUGUUUCGCAACGUCUUAUGAGCAUUGUACCAAAGUACAAGUUAUAAUUCUGACGGACGAGGGGAUCCAUCCAUAUAUUCUGGACACUUAUCAACCACCUAUAGAGGUAAGCGAAUGGUACGGCUGCCGAUACGACUGUCCAGCAAGAUAUCAAUUGAGAGUUAAAUUAUUUCGUAAUGACAAUAAAAUGAUAGAUGAAUUUCUAUUUAGAGAUGUUCUA
This is a messenger RNA of Temnothorax curvispinosus, 999 nucleotides long. Its product is annotated as F-box only protein 6-like. The record is from RefSeq and is a predicted model, not a curated record. Lineage: Eukaryota; Metazoa; Arthropoda; Insecta; Hymenoptera; Formicidae. The transcript is spliced from 6 exons. Gene Ontology annotation, cellular component: cytoplasm; SCF ubiquitin ligase complex. Gene Ontology annotation, molecular function: ubiquitin protein ligase activity; protein binding. Gene Ontology annotation, biological process: glycoprotein catabolic process; SCF-dependent proteasomal ubiquitin-dependent protein catabolic process. The annotation marks the transcript as partial.